Molecule: messenger RNA, 1253 nt
Organism: Sabethes cyaneus
Lineage: Eukaryota; Metazoa; Arthropoda; Insecta; Diptera; Culicidae
Product: histone H3.3A
Exons: 3
Coding region: 137-547 (136 amino acids)
Cellular component (GO): nucleosome
Molecular function (GO): DNA binding; protein heterodimerization activity; structural constituent of chromatin
Source: RefSeq, a predicted model, not a curated record
CCGUCGCUGUCGUCGCAAAGCUCCACUGCCGCCAUUAACUCUAGUAAAGGCAGCACAAGUGGUAGUGAAUUUUCUUCGCUCUUCAUUCUUUGAACUAGGAAUUUGUGAAAAGUUUCGUAUUUGGACAAUUUGAGUAAUGGCUCGUACCAAGCAGACCGCACGUAAAUCUACUGGAGGUAAGGCUCCCCGUAAACAGUUGGCCACCAAGGCCGCCCGUAAGAGUGCCCCGUCCACCGGUGGUGUAAAGAAGCCACAUCGUUACCGUCCCGGUACAGUGGCCUUGCGUGAAAUUCGUCGGUACCAGAAGUCGACGGAGUUGCUGAUCCGCAAGUUGCCCUUCCAGCGGUUGGUGCGUGAAAUUGCACAAGAUUUCAAAACUGAUCUUCGUUUCCAAUCGGCCGCCAUCGGAGCUCUUCAGGAAGCCAGCGAAGCCUAUCUGGUCGGCUUAUUCGAAGACACCAAUCUUUGCGCUAUCCACGCGAAACGUGUCACAAUUAUGCCUAAAGACAUCCAGUUAGCUCGCCGUAUUCGAGGCGAACGUGCUUAAACAGCUGUGGCAGACAUCUUUUACAACUCCUAAUACGAUCAACAUCUCCCUUUUUAUCCUGUCCGAUAUGAUAUUGAUGGAUCUCCAUCAAUUGGAAGUUUUGAAUCAAGACUAACGACUUUCGCCGUCAGUUUUCAAUGAACGCAUAACAGAAUCCAUUACUUUAAUUUUGUUAAUUUUGCUUUAGUUUAACUCCAAUUCAGAGUAGAACACAUUUACUGGAAACAAAGUUUAGGAUUAGUCUACAUUAAAUGUGACAGUAAAAUUCAUUUACAACCGAACAGCUAGAAGUGUAAGGUAGUCGAUAAGAAAGUGUGUGAAGUAAUCAAAAUAAAAACUUGUAGUUUUGGAAAUCGAAGACUUGUUCCUCUCAAGGCUCGUACGGAGAUGCGGUAUCGCCUGAACCGUCCAGGAGCCAGACGGAUGUGUCGGAGGGCAAUCACGACGAGAAGAAAUCAUUUCCAAACACUCAAAUUAUUUUAAACUCAUAAUACACAUAAACAAUGGUCAAAAUGGAUAUGCAAUUAUUUUUUUUAUAAACUAAGAAAUAAACACUAUAAAUGUUUAACUUGUAGAAUUUUGAUUUAUGUUUACUUCUGUUCGUAUAGCAAUCAAAAUAUAAACCGUUCAAGGACCUUGAAUAAAAUUAUAGAUACCAUUGGCCAUUGUCCAAAAUCGUGCAAAAAUAUUGCAAAAUUGAAUAAAU